AUGGCCUCAGCGACGGCGGCACCCCGCCCUGCGACGCCCGUGGCGAAUGGCGGGGUUUCGAACCUGCCUGCGCCCGACGCUGUCCACGCGAACGGACACCAUCACCACCACCAUCAUCACGACAACCGACCCGCACCCGCGCCCCCGGCGCCUGCUGCUGCCGCGGUCCCUGGCAAGAAGGGGAAGCAGAAGAAGGCACCCGAGCCGACCGAGGCGUCAAAAUUAAUUGCGCAGAGGAUUUCUCAACUCGAGCUCGAUGCGGCCGGCGAGAAGGAUCAGGAGGCUGAAAUCGAGCGAGAGGUUAGGAAGGCGAAUCGGGAGCUGCACAGCCAGACAUCAAAAAUGAGCGACUUGCAGAAGAUAGAGCACCUCACGAAACGAUGCUCCGACCUCCUUUCGGAUAUGAAGCGACACGAGCGCGAGAGCAUUAAGAAUAAGAAGCGCGGAGACCAGUUGCAAAAGGAUAAGGACAACAGCAGGAACGAGCUCAACAAGACGGUGUCUCUCAAGGAGAAACUGGAGAAGCUUUGCCGAGAGCUACAGAAGGAGAACAACAAACUCAAGAACGAGAACAAGACACUUUCCGAUACACAGGUCCGAAGCCAAAAUUCCUGGGACGAGCGAUAUUCAGGACUCCUCCGGCGAAUGGACGAUUAUCAAGAGGAAAAGGACAGUCCGCGAAAACAGGUGAUCGAGAUGGAGGUGGAGGAACUGUUUUGUCAGCGAUUUAAAUCGUUUAUCGAUCAGUACGAGCUCCGCGAACUGCACUUCCACUCGCAGAUGCGGACCAAGGAACUUGAGGUGCAGUAUAAUCUCGCGCGGUUCGAGCGCGAGAAGAAGAACUACGAGGCAGAACUGGGACGGUCUCGGCAGCUAAACGCGCAGGUGCAAACCUUCUCAAAGACGGAGACGGAGCUCCGGCAACAGCUCAACGUCUAUGUGGACAAGUUCAAACAGGUCUGUCCCGGGCGCCCCGGCAGGCCGAGCGCGCAGACUGACGGCCGGGCACAGGUCGAGGAUACGCUGAACAACAGCAACGACCUCUUCAUGACGUUUCGGAAGGAGAUGGAGGACAUGUCCAAGAAGACGAAACGGCUGGAGCGCGACAACGAGACGCUCAAACGCAAGCACGAGCAGGUCAACGGCAACAUCAUCAAAAUGGCCGAGGAACGUAACAAGAACCUAGGCGAGAUCGACGACCUGCGCAAGAAGCUAGACAAGCUCAACGGCAUCAUCAAGCAGAUGCAGCAGCAGGGUCGGGGCAUCCCGCCUGGGCUGACGGGAACGGUCGAGAACGGGUACGCCGAGGGCGACUUGGAAGGGGACGAGAGCGAGUACGAAGAUGAGGAGGAGGAAGAGGAGGGGGAGGACGAGUAUGACGACGAGGGUGAAGAAGAGGAGGGGAGCGACGAAUACGACGACGAGACCGAAGACGAGCUGCAUCACCAUCACCAUCACCAUCACCACAACAACCAACAGCAGCAACAACAACAACUACUACUACAACAGCAACAGUCCCAACCCCAACCGUACGGCCCUGAACGACCGCCCCCGGCGCCGGUCGCUGCGACCACUAACGGGCACCGUUAG
This is a messenger RNA of Dichotomopilus funicola, 1590 nucleotides long. Its product is annotated as alpha-taxilin. Gene Ontology annotation, molecular function: syntaxin binding. Lineage: Eukaryota; Fungi; Ascomycota; Sordariomycetes; Sordariales; Chaetomiaceae. The coding region runs from base 1 to 1590 and encodes 529 amino acids. The transcript is spliced from 4 exons. The record is from RefSeq and is a predicted model, not a curated record.